Molecule: messenger RNA, 6891 nt
Organism: Argentina anserina (silverweed cinquefoil)
Lineage: Eukaryota; Viridiplantae; Streptophyta; Magnoliopsida; Rosales; Rosaceae
Product: histone-lysine N-methyltransferase ASHH2
Exons: 19
Coding region: 345-6674 (2109 amino acids)
Biological process (GO): regulation of DNA-templated transcription
Cellular component (GO): chromatin; nucleus
Molecular function (GO): protein binding; zinc ion binding; histone H3K36 methyltransferase activity
Source: RefSeq, a predicted model, not a curated record
UCAGGUCGUCCCUCUUCCCGGUCGGAGCCUCCCUGCAGUUUUAUCUUUUUGGCCUUCACCAACCGACGCUCUCUUUUUUCUUUCUCUCUAAAUUUCAGAGCCAGAUUAUAAUUACCGGAAAAUUAAUCAAACCAGUUUGUUGAUGGAAUAUAAAUUUUGACCUCAUCUUCUUCUUCGUCUUCUCAGUCUCGUCCUCUCUUCUCAGAGGAAGGAGUCUGCGGUUUCUAGGGUUUUGGCGCCGCUUGAUUUGGUUCAGGUACCGUUUCGUCGUGAAUAGGGAGCCGAGCUAGGGUUUCGUUUUCAGGUACUGUGUUGAGCUAUGGGUGAUAUGCUUUUGGUGUGAGAUGGCUUCUAACGAAGGAUCGAUUUUCGUGGAGGAGCCUCUGUGCGAGUUGGAGCAGCAGAUGGGCUCGGAGAGCUUGGUGGAGAGUGUUUCCGAGCAGCGAAACUGCUCAGAGGUUCAGCUUUUGGCUGAUCCUAAUGUGGAUUCUACUGGUGCGGCGGAUCGGUCUCCGGAGUUAUGUAGGAGUGACAAUGCUGGUUGUGUGAGCUGUAGUGAGGGUAUGGAGUUGGGUACUGUGGAUAGAGAGGGUGUGGAGGGCAGGCGUGAGAGUACGAGUGUUCCGGAGCCGGAAGAUUUUUUGAACAGUGAGUUUGGGGGCGGUAGGUGCGGCUUGGAUGAGAAUCAGGAUGAUAAGGAUGGUUGUUGUGAUAUUGAUAGUGGAGGGAUGCAGUUGAAGGAAGGCAACUGGUGUCGUGCGGUAGGCUUUGCUGGUUCAUUUGUUGAUUGUGAAGUGCCCUCGGAAGUCAAACCUUCUGCCGGGUCGCCAGGAAAUGAUAUUGAACAGGAUGAGCACAUGGAUGAAAAAGGUGUUCAGUUUUCAACUGCCAAUCGUGAAGUGCCCUUGAGAGUCAUACCUGCUGCAGGGUCACCAGGAAAUGGUAUUCAAUUGGAUGAGCGCAGGGAUGAUAAAAGUGUUAAUUGUCUCUCUUCCGAAGGGGUGGUGGAUGUUCUGGAAAAGCAAGGUGAAUUGCCCUUGAAAUUUGUAGAAGUAGAUGUUUCUAGGGAAUACAACAUAUUUUCUCGUAACUCACUGGAAGCUACUGACGAGAAAAGUGUUGUUUUGGCUGGAGUAGAAUGUGGUGCUUUGUGCAAUAGGAUAUCACCUGCACGGGAUAGUCAAAUACCUUCAGAUGUAUCAAACUGUAAUUGGAACGGCGAACAUAUUGCUGAUAAUGGUGUCAAUGGUGUAAGUGACCUCUCUACGGAAAAGUCUAUAGAGGUUUUUGAGGCACACAACCAAAUAUUGCCUUCACUGAGUUUUCAAAGGUCUGAAAAAGAUUUUCAUAUGCCUAAUUCAGAGAGUAAAUUUGGCCAGCAGGGUGAUGCAAGGAGUAAUAAUACAAUUGAUGGUUCCUUGGCUGAUUGGGCUACAGUAUUCAUGGAAGAGAAAAGCAAAUAUUUGACGGAUAAGGAGGUCGAAAAUCACACCCAGAUAUCGCCUGUUAAAGCUAGUGUCUCCUGCAUGAAGGAAAGUUCCUCCAAUGUACCUCCCGACUGCAUUGUUGAGAAUUCUGUUCCUCUGCAGUCGUGUGACACCUUCUGUAUUGGUAAUAGUAGUGUUGAUGGACUUCAUGAUGUUACAGUUGCAGAGGUUGUUGACAUGAAAAACAAUAUUGUUGGUGCGUGCAAUCAAGCAUUGUCACCAGAUUUACUGAGUGUUUGCACCCAAGAGAAUGAUCCGAAUAGUGAUAAGGGUAAAGAAUGUGUGGAACAGUAUGUAGAUUGUAUGACUGACGUUGAUGGUACUACUGAUAUGAGGGUUGAUACUGACACUCAGAUAUCACUGAAAGAGGAAAAGGCCUCCAAUCUCACUGAUGAUUCUGCUGGAUUAGUUUCCAACAGUACUAUUGAGAAAGAUGUUCCUCUACAGCUGCAUCAACCUCUUGAUAUUGUCAGUAAUGACUCUUCUAAGACAGUCAAUGUUCCAGAUGUCAAUGAUUCUUCUGAUCAUGUUGAAUCUAAUAAUUCAUUGGACCAUUAUGGGCUGAUGAAUCAUGGAGGAAAUAGAAGUUUUAAAGUUGAUUAUUUGUCUAGGACCGACUUUUCUGGAAUUAUCGCAUUGCCUGCUCAAAGGAGUGGCCGCAGCCGCAAGACUCCAACAAAAAAGGAUCAGAGGAAAAGAAGGAGUGCAUCUAAAGUUUUCCAACCCCUUGGAAGUGUUGAAAAUGUUUUCAAGGGUGCUGGAAGGAAGAGAACUUGCCUUUCCAAACCACCUCGUUCUUCUACCUGGGGAUUAUUGGGAAGUGUUACUCAAUGCUUUGAGGAGAGUAAUGGGCUUCAGGUCCAUCUGGUUUAUCAAGGUCAGAAUGAAGGAUCACCGAGAGGAAGGGGUGGUCGGAGAAGUGGAAAAGAGAAGCAAAGUGGGGCUAGUGGAAAUUUAGUUGGGUCGAAGGGACCUUUAACCAAUCAUGUUCGUUUGAAGGUUAAGUUUGGGAAUCAAGUCGAUAAUGUACUUUAUACUAAAGCACCUGAGAUUGUUGAUACCUCAGCAUUUGCAAAUUCCAUUCAAAUAGAGAAUGUUGUUGAAGAUAAUUGGAGACAAGAAGAUACUGUUAGGAAGUGUCAGCAUUCAAACAAGAAAGUAGAGAAGGAAGAAACUUUCCAGGAUGGAGAACUGGCUAAUAAGGAGUUGGACAGUGUUUCUGUCACAGAAUAUUCCGCUGAAGAUGGGAUACAGAAAUGUGGUGGGGUUGCUUCCCAUGCAAUUGCUGUAUCAUCAGGAGGAUCAGUUGGAAGUAGUUAUAGGGACCCUGGAACUUCACCUGACUCUGAAGUUAUCAAUUUAAUUCCAGAAGUACAUGGGGAGGCAAGGCCACAAGAAUAUUCUCAUGGUACUGUAUUCACUUCAGAAAAAGUUUUAUCUGCCUCUGGAGACACUAUUAGCAGUAAGGGAAUUUAUGGAAAUUGUAUACAGGAAGAUGGUUCACUAUCUCCAAGCCCAGGUAGCACAAUGAAAGCAAAACUAUCAAAUCUUGAUGGAUGCGGACAGAAUGGUAGUCAAGAUUUUUGCUCGGGCGAGGCUUUCUCUUCAUCCCCAGUGGCAAAGGCUUCAAGUAACUCAUCAAAUGACAAGGAAUUUUCUUUGGAACCCCUGUGCUUGUCAGGAGAAAGUGACCAUGGAGUUUCCAGUGAGGCUCUGAAAGUGGAAACAGGUUGCAAUCUAGAUGUGGUCAUAGGUUUACGUUGUUCCAAGAAUAUGCGUCCUUCCUCUAACACAAAAGGGGAGAAGCCUCCCAAGUGCAAAUCUAGAAGUUCUGACUCAGCGAGCAAGAGAAGUAAUACUCAUAAACCAAGGGAAAAUGAGCACAAGUCUGCCAAUAAGAGAAAAGUCAAGGAGGACAAACAUCUUGCACAAAAGUUGGAAAGCCUCCCUGAAUCAGAGAUUUUGUUAGCAGAUGCCAACUCUAUCCCUGUUGCUGAGUGCAUAGGUGUUCCUAACUCGGACAUGGUACCUGUUGAUUUAGACAAGCACUAUGUACACCCGAGGAAUGCGUGGGUGCUCUGUGAUGCUUGUAAUAAAUGGAGGCAUAUACCAGCUGAACUUGCAGAUUUUAUAGAUGAAACAAAGUGCACAUGGACAUGUAGAGAGAAUCAGGACAGAGACUUUGCUGAUUGCUCAAUCCCACAAGAGAAGUCAAAUGCGGAGAUAAAUGCAGAGUUGGAAAUAUCUGAUGCUUCAGGUGAAGAAGAUGCUUCUGACACUCAAUUACAUUAUAAAACAUUGGAAUGCCGUCGUCCAUUGGUUUCUCAACAGAAUGUUGCAUCUAUUAAAACCAAUCAGUUCCUUCACCGUAAUCGAAAAAAUCAGAGUAUUGAUGAGAUAAUGGUUUGCCAUUGCAAACCACCUAAAGAAGGCCAGUUGGGCUGUGGAGAAGAUUGCCUGAAUCGAAUGCUUAACAUCGAGUGUGUUCGAGGAACCUGUCCCUGUGGAGAUCUUUGUUCAAAUCAACAGUUUCAAAAACGUCGGUAUUCCAAACUAGAGAAGUUUCGGUCUGAGAAAAAGGGAUUUGGGCUCAGAUCUCUUGAAUUCAUAUGUAAAGGCCAGUUUCUAAUUGAAUAUGUUGGUGAGGUGCUUGAUGCCCAUGCUUAUGAGGCUCGACAAAAAGAGUAUGCAGUGAAGGGUCACAGACAUUUCUAUUUCAUGACACUGAAUACCAGUGAGGUAAUUGAUGCAUGUGCUAAAGGAAAUCUGGGACGCUUCAUCAACCAUAGUUGUGACCCAAAUUGUCGCACGGAGAAGUGGAUGGUGAAUGGAGAGGUCUGUAUAGGACUAUUUGCAUUAAGAGAUAUAAAGAAGGGAGAAGAGGUGACGUUUGAUUACAACUUUGUAAGGGUGAUUGGAGCUGCUGCAAAGAAAUGUUAUUGUGGUUCACCUCUGUGUCAGGGUUACAUAGGUGGUGAUCCUCUUAAUACUGAAAUCAUUGUUCAAGAUGAUUCAGAUGAAGAAUAUGUGGAGCCUGUGAUGAUUUCGGAAGAUGGUGUUGUGGAAUAUAGUCGGGACAGUGUGGUGGCCAGAACAGAGGAGAUUACCACACACACACAGGAGCCCAAGAACCAAUAUUCAUUGGAAUUGCAGCACUCGUUGCCAUCUUUUGUCCAACCAGUUGAAGUGGUCCAACAAAUAGAAGAUGUAAAUAAUAGAGCCAUGCCUGCUGUUUUCCCAGAAGUUUUCAGGGAAAAGGAGACUGCCGAAAAAUCCUCAAACUCCUUAGAAAGACCAAAGAGUACUUCUCCAGUAAAAGUGGUCAGCAAAAGAUCUGAUGAUAGUGAUGCUAACAAAAAGGUCAACACUCUCGAGGAUGAGCAGCCUUCCACUAAAGUGCAUCAGAAUGUGAAAACUUCAUCUUCAUCCAGUUUUGUGAAGAAAGGGAAAGUUAGGAGUACUCCUUUAAUUUCGAACAAAAUUCAGGUGGUACCCAAUAAAUCUCAUGUGCUACCUUUCAAACCCAAAAGAUCAAUCGAUGGAUCAGUUGAAGAAAAGCUUAACGAGCUGUUGGAUAUUGAUGGAGGGAUAAGUAAACGCAAAGAUUCAACAAAGGGCUACUUGAAACUUCUGUUCCUUACUGCACAAUCAGGUGAUAGUGGCAGUGGGGAAGCAAUCAAAAGCAACCGAGAUCUUUCAAUUAUUAUUGACGCACUUUUGAAGACAAAAUCGCGUACGGUUUUGGUUGACAUUAUUAACAAAAAUGGUUUGAGAAUGCUACACAAUAUCAUGAAGAUGUGCAGGAGAGACUUUAACAAGAUACCAAUCCUCCGAAAGCUUUUAAAGGUCCUAGAAUAUUUGGCUGAAAAGCCGCAGAUUCUUACACAGGAACAUAUUACUGGUGGUCCUCCCUGCCCAGGAAUGGAGAGCUUUACAGAGUCCAUACUAUCACUGACAGAGCAUGGUGACAAAAGGGUCCAUGACAUAGCACGCAACUUCCGAAAUAGGUGGAUUCCAAAGGCGUUCAGAAGACAUUGUUUUGUAGACAGAGAUGAUGGAAAGAUGGAAUUCAACAGGAUUUCAAGCUACAGCAGGUAUUCCACAUCACAUGAUAAUUGGCGUGAUCAAACUGAAAGAUCUACUGAAGUUGCAGAUAAUGCCAAACAAUCAGUGGUUAAAUCAUCACCUUCUGCAAGUAAAGUUAUCCAGGACGGUUCCUCUACACCUUGUACAGGUGGUUGUGCAACCACUGAGACAAAAGUUCGCAAGCGUAAAAGCCGAUGGGAUCAGCCAGCAGCGACAGUCCCUGACCCAAGUUCACAUUCAAACAAGGAACAGAAGAUCGAGUCUAAACAGCUAGAAUCUAGUCCAUUACCUCGGAUAGGGGAUGUGACAUCGUAUCCUGAAAACAAGAGCAAAGAGGGCAGAAAUUUCUGCAGCACUGUGCAUGAUUUUUCUCAGCAAGUUGGUGCGGAUAUGGUUUAUGAUGGAAAGCAAAACACCCUUGAUGAUGCUCCUCCUGGAUUUUCAUCUUGCCUCAAUACUGCCAUGGUUUCAUGUUUGUCAACAUCUUCUGUUAUAGGGCAUCCGCAGGCGAAGUUUGUGUCUCGGGUACCUGUCUCGUAUGGCAUUCCACUGUCUAUAAUGGAGCAAUAUGGGACCCCCCAUGCUGAAAUUGCUGAUACUUGGGUUGUUGCUCCUGGCAUGCCUUUCCAUCCUUUUCCACCAUUACCCCCAUGUCCCCGUGAUAAGAAAGACUCUUCUCACAACGUCAAUCAUGCCUCAGUUAACCCAACUCCAGAAGAACAACAAGAAAGCUGUGCCACUACCAAUUGCCACUCUGAAGAAAGCACUCCAAGCACAACUGGUGGCACUCAAGCAGACAUUGGUACACUGUGUGCAGACAAUCAAUUGGGUACUAAGCGAGAGAGGGAGUCCUCAUAUGAGGCCCCUUUGGGACGGAGGUACUUCAAGCAGCAAAAGUGGAAUCAUCCAAAAUCUAGGCCCCCGUGGGUUAGGGAUAGGAUUGGUUGGGGAUGUAAUGGGAACAACUUCAGAGGUGGGACAAACAACACAGGCAUAGGAAGUGUAGGAAAUGAGCUCAGAGCUCCAUAUUGUUCAGAAGACAUGAACUAUAGGGUGGAGAAAGCUGGCAAUAAUGUCAAUCAGCAUUCACAUCACCUCUAAUCCAUAUUCAUUCAUAGGAUGAGUUAUUCAUUUUCGUUAUACUUCACUGUACUCCCGAUUCUUUUGUUACCGGGUUUAUUUAAAUGAACUUUUAUUCAAUACUCAAAAAGUCUUCAAUUGAAGUUCUUAGAAGUAAAUAAUACCAGGACCUCAGAAAAAAGAUGCUCCAACCAGGUGGUGUGCUCCAUAAUUGAUGAUCCAUUGAUGAAUACCUCAG